UCAGUAUUUUUGUUGUCAUUAAACUAACAAGUGGUAAAAAAUAACAAUUGAAUAUAAGUCUUCUUCCCAGGUAGUAAAAUAUAGCCUACAUUAAUACUACUAGUUAUUACAUUCUUUAAGUCUUAAAUCUUAAAGUGCAGAAACUAUUUUUUAUAUAGUUUUAUAAAAUACUUCUAUCAUGUCAGAUAAAGCAAUGCUUGUUCUGGGCGAAGCUUCUGAAUCUGAUGAUGAAGACUUUCAACAAAUUGAGAACUCAAGAAGUGGAAUGGCUGAGAGCGACCACACAGAGUUUGACACUGAUUCCAAAUACCAGGCAAGCAAUUCAAAAAAUAGAAAAAGUCGAGUGGGAAGAGAAAGUUUUGCUGGCCGUUCCGACAAUUUCAAAAUGUCUGAAGACACUUUACUGCAUCGAAAAUUAAAAGAGAAAAAUAUGCAGUUUUAUUCAAAUCUCACAACAUUCAACAAGCAAAUGUAUAUAAAUGCCAUGAAUCAAAUGAACGAAACGGACCAACAGUUGGUUAAAGCUCAAGUAUUACUCCAAGAUACUGUAACUAACUGGAAGUAUAUUGAACAAAAUUUGUCACACAUCAAACGUAAGAUGACUGAUAUAUUGGCUGAAGAGUAUAUUCCAAAAAUUAAAAUUUGAAUCAUUUCUUUAUAGAAUAAAAAUUGUAAACAUGAUUAAAAUAAAAUAAUUGUUACACUAUAAUUCCAUACAGAGAAAAAAUGUAUUAUAUUAUUUUAUUACACUAUAUACGAUAAUUGAAAAUAUCUUCACAAAUCAUUACAUUUGAAUAUGUACCUUAGUUUCACAAUAGGAAAUAUAACAUUACUAUAGGAUACAAAUUCAUAUUUUUAUAAACUGUAAAUAAAAAAAAAAAA
This is a messenger RNA of Myzus persicae (green peach aphid), 882 nucleotides long. RefSeq lists its product as uncharacterized. Bases 179 to 646 code for a protein of 155 amino acids. The transcript is spliced from 4 exons. The record is from RefSeq and is a predicted model, not a curated record. NCBI's taxonomy places the organism in Eukaryota, Metazoa, Arthropoda, Insecta, Hemiptera, Aphididae. Gene Ontology annotation, cellular component: BLOC-1 complex.